This is a messenger RNA of Paramecium pentaurelia, 533 nucleotides long. NCBI's taxonomy places the organism in Eukaryota, Ciliophora, Oligohymenophorea, Peniculida, Parameciidae. The record is from the annotation of a GenBank genome assembly.
AUGGAUAUAUUACCAAAAGCCUAGUUAAAUAUUUUUAAGAAAAAGGGAAUGAGUAUUUAAACAAUAGAAUCAACAGAACCUACUCCUAAAAAACAUAUAUCUCCAAAGCAUUCUCAACAUUUCCUUGAUUCUAGUCAAUCAUCUUAAUGUAAUAUAUGAUUCUAUUAAUAGCUAUGAUUAUGAACAUUAAUAAAGAAAAGUAAAGAAGAAUCAAAUAAUUAUUAGAAGAAAAUUUAAAGUUAUUAGAGCAAUGUUCUGAAUAGGAUUUGUAAAUUGGCAGAUUAUAUACUAAAAUAGAUAAGAAUGUAGUUUUAAGAACCUAAAGAGUCUAAACUCUCAAUAAUAUGUAUAGUAUUGAGAAUAAGAAAUAUUUUUUCAAUAACUAAAAACCACAAAAUAUUUCAGAUUUGCGACAAAAAGAAGAUAAACAACUUUUCACAUUUUAUAGUCCAGAACCAAAAUAAAAUUCGUAAGUAUUCAAACUCCCUAAAGUUUUCAAAGCUAUUCCUAAGUAAAAUAAAUUCUUUAUCUGA